AUUGGCAUUUAAAAAGAGGACGUGUCAGAUGGCGAACGGGUUUUGUGUUCAUAAACGAAAACGAAAGUGAAUUUUGUAAAUAAAAGCGAAAAAAAAAACAAAUAUUUAUCCCGCUAAAAACCGCAUAUAAUAAACCGCAGUCGAUUGUCAGAGCUACGUUAUAAGUUUUCAACGUUGUCGACCGGAUAAUUUAUUGUUUUAUUCAUAAACAGAAUACACGAACAAUGCGUGUGGUAAUUUCGAAAAUUGAAUGACUCAGUGUGGAGGUACCGUGAAAAAGUUAAUGAAAAGAAAGUUUUUACAUUUUUUUACAAUGACUGGUAUACACAGGGAUGCUCCUGUCGGAAUUCAGUGUUUACAAAGAUUUAGCUCGUGGCUUUGUCCUCGAUGGCAAAUAAACAGGUUGCGAUGGUACCAAGCGAGCGUGCUGAUCCUAACAUAUUUCACAUACAUGACGUACCACCUCACACGGAAGCCGAUAUCGGUGGUGAAGAGUGUCCUCCAUCAGAACUGCAGCGCGCUGCCGCCGCCGAGCUUUGUGCCGGCGGACGACCAGUGGUGCAAUUGGCCACCUUUCAACACAAAUGACGCGAACACGCUCCUGGGAACGUUGGACUCGGCGUUUCUUUUCAGCUACGCGGCCGCCAUGUUUGUUUCGGGUAUGAUAGCUGAGAGGGUGGACUUGAGGUACUUCUUAUCACUGGGCAUGAUGUUUUCCGCCAUUUUGUGUUAUUUGUUUGGCCUCGCGAAGACGCUGAACAUACACAACAUUUCGUAUUACUUACUUGUACAGGCGGGGGCUGGGGUGGCGCAAACCACCGGCUGGCCGGGGACGGUGGCCAUAGUGGGCAAAUGGUUCGGCAACACGAAGAAGGGGUUGAUAUUUGGGGUCUGGAACUCGCAUACGUCGUUGGGGAACAUCUUGGGCACGAUAAUGGCGGCGGAGUACGUGGAAAACGACUGGUCGCUGUCGUUCGUGUACCCAGCCUUGGUUAUGGGCGUCGUCGGGUUCCUCGUCUUCCUGUUCCUGGCCCCGGAGCCCAGGUGCGUGGGGCUCACUGUGGACAGGGGGUCGCCAAGCAGACAGCAACGAAGGUCUGUAGAUGAGGACGAGCCAUCACAAGUCAUUGUUGGUGAUCAGACGGCCAGCUUGCGGCCGAACCGGCAUUCGGCUAACUCGCCACCGUAUCAAGAAGACGAGCCAUCGGAAGAGACCUCGCUCCUCUCGAGGCGGCCGCGAGGGACUAACGCCGUCUCGCUCACACGCGCGCUCGCCAUACCGGGCGUUAUAGAGUUCUCUCUCUCGCUCUUCUUCGCUAAACUAGUGAGCUACACGUUUCUGUAUUGGCUACCGCUGUAUAUUAAUUCCUCUACCGCGCUGACCCCCCGGCAGUCGGGCGAGCUGAGCACGGCGUUCGACGUGGGCGGGGUGGCGGGCGCGGUGCUGGCCGGCGUGCUGGCGGACGCGGCCGGCUGCCCGGCGCUCGUGUGCUGCGCCUUCUAUGCGCUGUGCGCGCCCACGCUGCUACUCUACCAAUGGUGGGGUGCUACUUCGUACGCGUUGAACGUCACGCUGCUGGUGAUAGCCGGCGUGCUGGUGAACGGGCCCUACGCUCUCAUCACCACCGCUGUUAGCGCGGAGCUGGGUACCCACAGCAGUUUGUCGGGUGAUUCGCAAGCUCUAGCUACCGUCACAGCUAUAAUUGACGGCACCGGCAGUAUAGGUGCGGCGGUGGGUCCGAUGCUGGCGGGCGUGGUGUCGAGCGCUGGAACAUGGUCUUACGUCUUUUAUAUGCUUAUAACCUGCGAUUUCAUGGCCCUCCUGUUGUUAUUACGAAUAUCUAGAUCAGAAGUGAUGAAAAUCAGACAAGAUAGGCGGCUUGCGUCUCCGCGGCUGGUUCGUAUCGAAUAACAGUAUUAUGGUGCAAAUAUUUAUAAUAAAAUGUAUAAUUAUGACGGUA
Messenger RNA from Zerene cesonia (dogface butterfly), 1961 nucleotides. It is a transcript of the gene MFS16, whose product is annotated as glucose-6-phosphate exchanger SLC37A2. Gene Ontology annotation, cellular component: membrane. The transcript is spliced from 14 exons. The record is from RefSeq and is a predicted model, not a curated record. Gene Ontology annotation, biological process: transmembrane transport. Bases 251 to 1912 code for a protein of 553 amino acids. NCBI's taxonomy places the organism in Eukaryota, Metazoa, Arthropoda, Insecta, Lepidoptera, Pieridae. Gene Ontology annotation, molecular function: transmembrane transporter activity.